Molecule: messenger RNA, 525 nt
Organism: Cutaneotrichosporon oleaginosum
Lineage: Eukaryota; Fungi; Basidiomycota; Tremellomycetes; Trichosporonales; Trichosporonaceae
Biological process (GO): pyruvate import into mitochondria
Cellular component (GO): mitochondrial inner membrane
Molecular function (GO): pyruvate transmembrane transporter activity
Source: RefSeq, a predicted model, not a curated record
GCCGAGUCGUUCUCCACCUCUCGACCUUUGGUAUCACUCACCUCUCAAAUAUGUCGCAAGCAGCGAGCGCAGCCGCCAACCAGGGCAUGUCCAAGUGGCAGAAGUUCCUCAACCACGAAGUCGGGCCAAAGACCGUCUUCUUCUGGGCCCCCGUCGCCAAGUGGGGCCUUGUUGCCGCCGGCAUCAAGGACCUGCAGCGCCCCGCUGACAAGCUCUCCCUGACGCAGAACCUCGCGCUUGCCGCGACCGGAUUUAUCUGGGUCCGCUACUGCAUGGUCAUCACGCCCGUUAACUAUGCGCUCGCCGCGGUUAACUUUUUCGUCGGCACCACUGGUCUUGUGCAGCUCGGCCGUAUCUACAAGUGGCGCCAGGAGCACCCAGUGCUCGCCGCGAUUGAGGACAAGGUCGACUCGAAGAAGUAAAGGCGUGUUUGUAUGCAUAGAGGUUGGCACUGUUAGCACUCGUGAUGGCGUCGGCGCGGCUGCGGACUAGCAUGCCAAGUGCGGAGAUGUGUCCCUUGAUGAU